AUGCCGUUGAAUACCAUGAUCAAAUCUCUUUUCUCUUCGCUCCACUCUUUUCGUGGUCGGCCCCAGGCAAUAUUGUCGCGCAGAACAAUACACGUCGCGGCAUGCAUCUUUCUGAUUGCGGUUGUUGCGAUUGCUUUAAAUCUUGGGUUUGGAGGCCCACGCAGCCUACGCGACGCUUCUACGAUCUAUCAGCAUGUGGUCGGCCAGAAGAAUGAGGUCGAUUAUUGGGAAUGGGAGACCAUAUCGCGCUUCCGCCCACAAAUGAAGAAGGGAGAUGGUGAGAAGCUGUCGCCUGAUCUCGAAUCACAAGAGGAUCCCCUCUGCGACACUUUCCCCGCCUAUAUCACGUCGCAAAUCCAGAUAACUUUGAAAAUCGGUUCCUCAGAGCCCGCAGACCGUGUCGAUUCCCAUAUUUCUACCGUCACCCGCUGCAUUCCCAAUCUGAUCGUCGUGUCCGAUCAUGAAUCGAAGCUCAAUGGUCACCAUGUACAUGAUGUGCUCGCCUCAUACCCUUCGUCUUUCUGGAACAACACCCGCGACUAUGAAGCGUACGAAGCACUGCGGCGGGGAGAUGACAAGCCAAUCGAUGGCUCCAAGGGCUGGAACCUCGACCGGUUCAAGUUCUUGCCCAUGGUAGAGCGAGCAUACGAAAUCAACCCGACCGCCCAGUGGUACGUCUUUCUCGAAACGGACACCUACAUGUUCUGGGAUAAUAUGUUCCGGCUUCUGGACCAAUAUGACUCGCGAACUCCACUGUACUUUGGCUCCCCGUCCCCUGGCAGACGGGACGACGGUAAGAAGACAUACUUUGCGUAUGGCGGAGCGGGCUUCGUACUUUCUGCGGGCGCAGUCGACAAAUUGCUCAAGAGGAGUGUUGGUUCUCUCGGGGAAUACACGCAGCCGUCCUUCUCCAUGCAGUUCGCCGAUCUGAUCAAGUCCGACUGCUGUGGCGAUUCCGUACUGGGUUGGGCGCUGUAUAAAAAAGGCGUGACUCUGUCCGGACUGUGGCCAAUGUUCAAUCCGCAUGCGCUCCACGGGAUUCCUUUCAAUGAUGCGCAUUGGUGUCAGCCAGUCAUCAGUCUGCACAAAACCCAGUUCGCGGAUAUGAAAGCGUUGAUCCAGUUUGAGAAUCAACGCGAUCGGACUACCCCUCUGCUCUACGCCGAUUUGAUGGAUCUCUUGAAGCUGGACACACUGACGGAAAAGACCGACUGGGACAAUGGUGACUGGGGUGGUUUCCAAGAACCUCCGGAGUCCCCUGCGCACACCUCACUCGCUGCCUGUCGGAAAGCAUGUCAUGACCACCAUGAGUGCUUGUCGUACACCUACAACUCCAGUAGGCAAUGCAUCUUUGUCCGAUCGAUGCGGCUUGGCUCGCAGAAGAUCAAUCCCCCGGAAUCGCAACUCUCCGCUGGCUGGGACGUCGAGAAUAUCAAGAAGUGGCGGAUGUCACACCAAUGCCCGAAGGCCUUGUGGGUGCAGCCGAGCUUGAAGCGCAUAUUCUGA
This is a messenger RNA of Aspergillus clavatus NRRL 1, 1506 nucleotides long. RefSeq names its product glycosyltransferase family 31 protein. Gene Ontology annotation, molecular function: glycosyltransferase activity. Lineage: Eukaryota; Fungi; Ascomycota; Eurotiomycetes; Eurotiales; Aspergillaceae. Bases 1 to 1506 code for a protein of 501 amino acids. Gene Ontology annotation, cellular component: membrane. The record is from RefSeq and is a predicted model, not a curated record. The transcript has 2 exons.